Molecule: messenger RNA, 520 nt
Organism: Ochotona princeps (American pika)
Lineage: Eukaryota; Metazoa; Chordata; Mammalia; Lagomorpha; Ochotonidae
Product: putative oocyte-secreted protein 1 homolog
Exons: 4
Coding region: 23-520 (165 amino acids)
Source: RefSeq, a predicted model, not a curated record
UCGCUGCUUUGGAACUGGCAUCAUGAAGACCCUCUUGACGUUAUCUUUAGUUCACCUCCUUGUCGCUGUGACUUUUUGGAGGCAUGGAGAAUCAAAAGUCCUGGAGGUCCACUGUACCCUCACUUGGUUACAAGUCAACCUUAAAGCCCUGACCAUUGGUGAUUGGUAUUUGCUCUCUGAUGAGGUGUUUCUGGGCCAUGGAUGCCCUGUGACCAACGUGUACGAAGAUAUGUAUGUAUUCUUGUAUCCCACUUCAGACUGUGACAUUAAAUCUCAGGUUUUCAGAAGGAAAAUCAUUUUUAGGACUCAACUGACAUUUAUUUCGAGAACAACACCAAUGAGGGGAUUCACACCCAUCUCAUGCACUGUUCGGCGAGAGAAUUCCUCGUCAUUACCUGCAACUUCAUUUAUUCAUCCAAGGUACUGUGUUCAGAAAGCAGGCCGAAUGGUUGGCAUCUCCAACUUACCAAGAAUUUUACAACAGUAUAAAAUGCGCAAACAUAUGUUGCUCAACGUCUAG